CUCUGUCAGACAUUUCCUGUAGAGGGGUGUACAUCAUGCAACAUUUAUUACUGUGCUUGUACUUUUUAUAAUACUUUGGUCGCCUUAUUUACAUGAUACACUCAAAGUAUUAAAACCAGGGAUCCAAAGUGGCAGGAGAAGACCUCGAGUUGGCUUCCUGAAUUCAGCGAAAUGGAUGUCCUCGUACACGUUGUUGUUUCUCUGCUGCUGGCACAAAAAGUGGAAGGGUCUGGAGUGAUGACCACAUUUGUGCAGCAGGGAAAGGACAACCUCUUCAAAGUGGAGGAUAAUAUUACAUUUACUAAAGUUUACGACCAAUUGGUCUGGAAGUUCAAUAAAAAUUAUACCAUAGUAAGAUUAAUGGCUGAACAACAACAAAAAAUAUUUCCCAAUUAUGAAACAAGAGUUAGUGUAGUACAACGUUUCUCGUUGCUUAUAAACAACGUUCAAGCGUCUGACAGUGGAUUCUACACUGCACUGCUGCUAGGUUCUCCAGACCUGAAUGUGGCAGAAUAUCACCUUCGAGUUCAAGAUGCAGUGUCACCCGUCGAACUUGUGGUGGUGUCGGUGUCCACCCGCAACGACUUGUGUAACCUCACGGUGAUGUGCACAACCGACAGCGUGCGUGUCAACAGCACUUUUAGAUGUGAUCAAGACAAUUGCAGCGAGGUGGAUAGGCGACAUUCAGGCGCCGCAACCCCAGCUUUGUAUCUCCAGGCCUUCUUCUCUAAUGUCUCCAUCGUCUGCAACCACAGCAACAAGGUCAGCUGGACUAUGGACGCAAAGGAGGUUCGUGACAUAUGCGUUCAAAGUGGAGAACCUGACAAAACUUCAAUAGCUAACUGGAUCUGGAUAUCAGUCCUUGCUGCACUAGGUCUUGGCCUUCUAGGUCUUCUAGGUCUUCUUUACAAGUGGAUUACCUACAGAAAAAAUCCAACCAAUGAUUUCUGCAAAUACCCUACAGAUCGAGUCAUGGACCGCACAGACAAUCAACAUACAGACCUUUCGGAGAGCAACCAUGCCAUUUUGAAUACAAAUAAUUUAAAUGAUGCCUCAAAUCUUUCUCCAAACACCACCUACGCCUUGGUAGAAUUUCACACUGGUCCGCGAGAGCAACGCAUUACUGGCAAGACCUCGCCCGAGACGAUGUAUGCUCAAGUCAUGAGAGCAAAGCCCAAGAUGGACACGGGGCACGGGAUUCAAGUCUCACUAGACAAUAAAACCCUCAACUUGUAGGCACUGCAAAGA
Dunckerocampus dactyliophorus (ringed pipefish) is the source of this 1248-nucleotide messenger RNA. RefSeq lists its product as uncharacterized. The record is from RefSeq and is a predicted model, not a curated record. The transcript has 7 exons. The coding region runs from base 172 to 1236 and encodes 354 amino acids. Lineage: Eukaryota; Metazoa; Chordata; Actinopteri; Syngnathiformes; Syngnathidae.